AGGACGAGCGCGCCCUCGCUCCGAGCCCUUCGUGCUGUGGACGCGAAAGUGAGGCGCUCGCCACAGAGUGGACGACUCGCGGACAGAGGGAGAGAGAGAGAGAGAGGCUCACUCACUCACUCACGCUCGCUCGCUCACACUCAAGACUCAUCAUACUCGCAGCGUGCAGCGGCCAAGGCUGUUAGCUCCAUUGGAGAGCCCGAGACACACCGGGGAGAGAGAGAGAUAUAGAGAGAGAUAUAGAGAGAGAUAUAUAGAGAGAUAGGCUGCGUAAACGGGGACCGCUGAAGAAGAUGUCAGACAAGCAGACCUCGUUCCUGCAACAGGCGGAGAUCUCUGCCUCGCAGUUUCUGGAUGCGUGGAGCCGCUACGAUGCGGAUGAGAAUGGCUUCAUCGAGGGCAAGGAGCUCGAGAACUUCUUCCGAGACCUGGAGCAGGCGCGGCGCGGUGUUGGGGUGGAACUGCCCGAGAGUGUGGUGAAAGAGAAGAUGAAAUCGUUCAUGGAAAAGUACGACAAGAACGCGGACGGAAAGAUAGAGAUGGCAGAGUUGGCGCAAAUUCUCCCGACCGAGGAGAACUUCCUUCUCUUCUUCCGGCAACACGUCAAGUCCAGCGCCGAGUUCAUGGAGACGUGGAGGCGAUACGACACGGACCGCAGCGGCUACAUCGAGGCCAACGAGCUGAAGAACUUCCUGCGUGACCUGCUGACCAAGGCCCGCAAGAAGUACGACAACGACAAGCUGGACGAGUACACGCACACCAUCUUGAGAAUAUUCGACACCAACCGUGAUGGAAAAUUGGGUCUGGGUGAAAUGGCGAGGUUGCUUCCUGUGCAGGAAAACUUCCUGUUGAAGUUUCAGGGAGUCAAAAUGACAGCCAAGGAAUUCAACGAGAUAUUCGCGUACUACGACAAGGACGGGAGCGGCUACAUCGACGAGAACGAGCUGGAUGCCCUGCUCAAGGACUUGCUGGAGAAGAACAAGCAGGAGACGGACAUCCAGGCCAUGACGGUCUACCGCAAGAACAUCAUGGCCCUCUCGGACGGCGGGAAGCUCUACAGGAAUGAGCUGGAGCGAGCGCUCUGCUCCGAGACCCUCUAAUGCCUCCAACCCCACGCUGUACCCCAUUCCCACUUUCCCUACCCAGCCUGCGCUCCCACAUUCCCCCCACCCCUACGUGGCCACAAUCAGAAGUUGAAACCUCUGCAGAGUCUGGCGAUUGCAAACAGCGGUCGACGUUUUAAAUCGAAUUGCGAACGGUUGACGCUGCGUAUCGUCGGCGGCGUGACGUCCUGUCCGACGUUUGUGGCACCACAAGCCGGGGAGAAAUCCUUCAGCUUCUCCUGAAGUUCUUUGAAAGCGAAGAAUUCGAUUGGCUGGCGGCAACCCCCAGCACGUGGAGCGAAACUUCGGACAUGGCGCCCAGACAACACGCGGGAACAAACCCGAAUUCACAAUCAGAGAGGCUUAACCGAUGUACUGCUCGGGCGAAUCGCGGGGCUCUGCUCGUCUCAGUCGGCAGCCCCGAGUCAAAAGUGGAAAUUCCACAUUCCCAUGCCAGGGAGCAGUCUGCCCACGGAACGGCCGCGAUUGAUAAUCCUGAAGAGUGGCUCUCUGGUCAGGGCCAGGGUGUGAACUCGUGGUUUUAUUAGUCGACUACAAAAUGAGCGAAAUAGCUGAUUUAAAUUAAAAACGACGAUCCAAAACUAAAAUUAUUUCGAAAAAAGUCAAAGUGAUUUCUUGCCCAAUUGCCUACAGCCAGUAGUGGGAAAAUCCGCAUUCCUAUGGCGGGGGCGAGACGUUCCAUCGGACAACCACUGUUGACUUGCCCACAAAAUGGUACUAAUUCUAUCGGCCCCAGAGGGAUGAUGGGCGGAGUCAACCCCCAACCAGGAUUUGAACUCGCGCGACAUUUCUGAUUGCUGCGAGCCGUCCAGAAUCGGAAUCUCGAUUUUAGACUGGUUAGAAAUCCGAUGAGCUACGAAGCGCUUUUUUCCCACAAAAUAUUCAGUUUAAGGGGCGCGUCAGACAAAUUCACAACGA
This is a messenger RNA of Petromyzon marinus (sea lamprey), 2042 nucleotides long. RefSeq names its product calretinin-like. Gene Ontology annotation, molecular function: calcium ion binding. Gene Ontology annotation, biological process: regulation of long-term synaptic potentiation; regulation of presynaptic cytosolic calcium ion concentration. The record is from RefSeq and is a predicted model, not a curated record. Gene Ontology annotation, cellular component: synapse; terminal bouton; cytosol. Lineage: Eukaryota; Metazoa; Chordata; Hyperoartia; Petromyzontiformes; Petromyzontidae.